This is a messenger RNA of Drosophila obscura, 1123 nucleotides long. Its product is annotated as cell death protein rpr. Lineage: Eukaryota; Metazoa; Arthropoda; Insecta; Diptera; Drosophilidae. The coding region runs from base 297 to 515 and encodes 72 amino acids. The transcript has a single exon. The record is from RefSeq and is a predicted model, not a curated record.
CCCGCAUUCAAAAUCCAGCCAGCGAAGCGUGCGGACGUGAAGCAAAGAGACAAAUGAUACAAAGCUAAAUAAAGAUAUAAAGAGCAAGAGCGAAAGCCAAGAACAAAGUGAACGAAUUCGAAUCUGUGCUGGUGCUUGUGUGUGCGCGCGUAACAAUAAGCAAAAGCAACAAAGCAUUUAGUUAAUAUUCAAAGAAGAGAAAGUCAUUGAGUCAUCAUUCGAUUGCCCGUAAUUGUGCAAUUAAAAAAGAGACACAAAGAGAAGAAAGAGCAGCAGCAGAAGCAGUAGCAGCAGCAAUGGCAGUGGCCUUUUACAUACCCGACCAGGCGACGCUGCUGCGCAAGGCGGCGCAACAGGAGCAGGAGCUGCUGCGCCUACGCGACUCCCAGUGGCGCUUUCUGGCCACCGUCAUCCUCGAGACCCUACGCCAGUUUAUGGACAGCGCGGCCAGCCAGUGCCUCCCACGGUCCGGGGGCGGGCGCAAGUGUGGCAAGUACCGCAAGCCUUCGCAGUGAACAGUUCCGUGAGAGCCGAGGAGUGGAGAGGAGAGCCAAAGCAGCAGCGGCAGCAGCAACAACAGCAAAGAGAAGAGAACUACAAUCCAGUCCAGAAUUCUAAGUACAAAGGAAAAACCCCAGUCAUGAAUCAGCCACAUUUCUGUCCAGGAUAUGCUUAAACCCGCCCAAAACCACCCAACGACCACUGCCCUAGGACUCCCCCCGACAACCUCUUUUUAGUUUACUCAUCAAAGCGAUUGUGAUAAUGGUUUUGCUUCUACGAAAAAAUUAUACAACAAAACAUGUAUGCAACACAAAAAAAAUCCCUAAAAAAAUAUUUUCACAAAAAAAUCAUUUUGUACGGAAAACAAAAAAAUAGUUUCUCUAGCAAUAAUUUCAGUUUUGUAAGCAUAUUUAAAUGAAUUCCCAGACUCAACUCUAUGUAUGUAAUCUGAAAUAGUUGUUAAGAUCUUUUGUAAGCGAUUUUUUUCCAAGUUUUUUAACUCAAGAGCAAGACACACGAAAGAAGAAUACUGAAACGAAUGUCGACGAUGAAGGUUUGCCAGAAAUUGUAUCAAUUUUUUGCCAAACAUAAAAGUCAAUAAAAUAAACAAUGAGAAAAUGUA